AUGCAGCCAAAAGGGCCGCAGAAGAAGAAGGUGGCCAUCGUUGGCAGCGGAUGUGCUGGCUUGGGUGCCGCAUGGGGACUGAAGGGGACGGAGUAUGAGAUUCAUCUGUUCGAGCAGGAAGACCGCCUCGGAGGCCACACGAAUACCCAACCUUUCAACACCCCUCAUGGCAACAUAUCGGUCGACACAGGCUUCAUCGUGAUGAACAGCGCCACAUACCCGAACUUCAUCAACUUCCUCAAACACUUGAACGUGCCGAUCGUACCAACGCAGAUGACCUUCUCCGUCUCCCGAGACAGCGGCAAAUUCGAAUGGAGUGGCGAUGGCAAAGGCUUGUUUGCUCAACGGCGCAACUUGUUCCGCUUACGGCACUGGCGACUGAUAUUCGAUGUCAUCCGCUUCAACCAGUUUGCGCUGGACUUGUUGUAUACGGAAGAUGAGGAGGCGAAGAGCAUCACCAUUGGGACGUAUCUGCAACGAGAAGGGUACUCGGAGGCUUUUCGGGAUGACUAUCUGAUCCCCAUGACGGCUGCUGUGUGGAGUACAUCGCCGGACAAGGCGAGUCUGGAGUUUCCGGCGCAGACGCUGGUACGAUUUAUGUGGAAUCAUCAUCUGCUUUCUACGCUUGCUGCGAGACCGGACUGGUUGACUAUACCCGGCGGCUCAAAGCAAUACAUCGAUGCAAUCGAGAAGGACCUUGGCUCCCAACUGCACAUACACCGAGGCUGCAAGGUCACUGGCCUUGUUCGGCCGCCUCAAGGCACCAAAGACUCUGUGGCAAUGGCCUGGAAGACGGCGGAUGGAAAGAGGACGGCGGACUUCUUCCACCAUGUUGUGCUAGCCUGUCAUGGCGACCAAAUAUUACCUAUCAUUGCCGACGACACCCAGCUCGGCAACAUACAGGACGAAACGUCCUCCAUGUCCGACAGUCGAAGUUUCGUCUCAGCAAAGUCCCACCUCAGCGACCCAAAGGGCUCCGCCACCCCCCUCGAACUUUCCAUCCUCUCCGCCUUCCGCACAACCGCCAACACCUGCUACCUGCACUCCGACCCAACCCUCCUCCCCACCCGCCCGGCAACCUGGAGCAGCUGGAACUACCUCAUCGCCUCGCAACCCUCGCACCUCGCCCACCCCGCCGGCGUCAGCCUCACCUACGACAUGAACAUCCUCCAGCACAUCCCGCGCAACAAACACGGCCACGUGCUCGUGACGAUGAACCCGCCCUCCCCUCCUCGCGCGUCGCUGACGCAGGGGCGGUUCGAGUACCGUCAUCCUCUCUACACGGUAGAAGCGGUGCGGGCGCAGGAGAGGUUGGAGGAGAUACAGGAUACGCGCGGCGUGAGCUACGCUGGCGCGUGGACGAAGUAUGGGUUCCAUGAGGACGGGUUCAGUAGUGGGUUGAGAGUUGCGAGGGAGCAUUUGGGCGCGGAGUUAGGGUUUGGCUUUAAGGAUGCGACGUUUAGUCGUGGGCAGAGGCCGGUGAUUACUGGGUGGGAUUAUUUGUUAAGGAUUGCGAUCAUGGUUGUUGGGAUGUUGAUUGUGUUUUGGGAGCUGGUGGGGAGCAUACCGCUGGUUUGGAUACCCUUGAGGUUGGCGGUGGGGGUGUUGGAUAGGGUGUUGGGGGUGAUGGAGGAGGUGGGGGUUAUAGACUAA
Messenger RNA from Saxophila tyrrhenica, 1653 nucleotides. RefSeq lists its product as uncharacterized. Gene Ontology annotation, molecular function: oxidoreductase activity. Lineage: Eukaryota; Fungi; Ascomycota; Dothideomycetes; Mycosphaerellales; Extremaceae. The record is from RefSeq and is a predicted model, not a curated record. The transcript has 4 exons. Bases 1 to 1653 code for a protein of 550 amino acids.